Molecule: messenger RNA, 1114 nt
Organism: Sinocyclocheilus anshuiensis
Lineage: Eukaryota; Metazoa; Chordata; Actinopteri; Cypriniformes; Cyprinidae
Product: homeobox protein Nkx-2.4-like
Exons: 3
Coding region: 13-1053 (346 amino acids)
Biological process (GO): regulation of transcription by RNA polymerase II; cell differentiation
Cellular component (GO): nucleus
Molecular function (GO): DNA-binding transcription factor activity, RNA polymerase II-specific; RNA polymerase II cis-regulatory region sequence-specific DNA binding
Source: RefSeq, a predicted model, not a curated record
UUUUACUGAACCAUGUCGCUGAGCCCAAAGCACACGACACCUUUCUCAGUGACAGAUAUUUUGAGCCCAAUUGAGGAGACUUACAAGAAGUUUAGUGGCAUGGAGAGCACUGGAAACCUCACAUCUCCAUUGGGAGCGUACCGGCAACAUCAGGUGUCCCAGACUGGCAUGCAGCAACACUCUAUGAGCCACAACGCCACUGUGGCGACCACCUACCAUAUGCCACACUCCGUCUCCCAGUUCUCGCACAAUGCAAUGGGGGGCUACUGCAAUGGCAGCAUUGCCAACAUGGGGGACCUACCCUCUUACCAAGAAACUAUGAGAAACAGCGCAGCAGCAACAGGGUGGUACGGCGCCAAUCCUGACCCUAGAUACUCAACAAUUUCUAGAUUCAUGGGACCUUCCACAGGUAUGAACAUGACAGGAAUGGGCACGCUGACAGGCAUGGCCGACACCACCAAAUCCAUCCCACCUCUCCACGCAGCGCCAAGGAGGAAACGACGGGUGCUCUUCUCUCAAGCACAGGUCUACGAGCUGGAAAGGAGAUUUAAGCAACAGAAAUACCUCUCAGCGCCCGAGAGGGAACACCUGGCUAGCAUGAUACAUCUAACCCCGACGCAGGUCAAGAUCUGGUUUCAGAAUCAUCGCUACAAGAUGAAACGGCAGGCCAAGGACAAAGUAGCGCAGCAGCUUCAACAGGAGGGCAACCUGUGUCAACAGCAGCAGUCGCCGAGGAGAGUGGCUGUCCCUGUCUUAGUGAAGGAUGGCAAGCCUUGUCAAAACGGCUCCAACACACCGACGCCAAACCAACAGCAGAUGCAGCAGCAGCAGCAGAACGGUUCUGGGAUCGUGCUUCCUACCUCCAGUAACUCUAUGAACCAACACCAAACCCAGCAGGUCAACGCACUGGUCCAGGCCCAAGACCUGGAGGAAAUGUCCCCCAGUCCCCCCUCACUCCACUCGCAGAUGAACAACAUGGGCCAGAUAGACACUACUGUAGAUUACACAAAUAACAUGGUCACGUCAAAUCUGCUUUAUGGCAGAACGUGGUAAGACCGGGCACCUUUUCUUUCCUCCGUUUUCCCACAAACUUUAGCGUCAUCUGAACUAAGAA